Molecule: messenger RNA, 234 nt
Organism: Prunus armeniaca (apricot)
Lineage: Eukaryota; Viridiplantae; Streptophyta; Magnoliopsida; Rosales; Rosaceae
Source: the annotation of a GenBank genome assembly
AUGAGGAUCAUGAAGAAAAGCGCUCUACUACCCACUCCCGAAGAACCAAUUUCCAUCGACAAGCUACAUGGAAUCCCUCACGCGCACAGUCCACCAACACCCCGCCUAGGUGGCUCAACCGAGAAGGUGGACCCUUGCCAGCCAACGAGGAAGUCAAUCAGCGUCACCCAAAUCGUGAAGCUCACCCACAUGACCCACAAGCCAUGCGCGCAGAGGAUGUCGAGAAGCUUGUGA